Molecule: messenger RNA, 3236 nt
Organism: Doryrhamphus excisus (bluestripe pipefish)
Lineage: Eukaryota; Metazoa; Chordata; Actinopteri; Syngnathiformes; Syngnathidae
Gene: ccdc82
Product: coiled-coil domain containing 82
Source: RefSeq, a predicted model, not a curated record
UCCGACGAAGAAGAAGUAGAAUCCACAACAAUAACACAGCUAGCAAGAAGAGAAUGUGGUCUUUUCACUCUUAAAUAUCGCCCCGAAUCUUCAUCCUAGUACCGAAUGACAGCUGCUGUUUAUAAGUAACGUCAUACAAAGUAGUUUGCGGCAGUAAGAAGUGUGAUGUGGUGUAGUUUCCCCGCUCUAGCUUACUUAGGCGCUACUUAGGCGCUAGCUUAGGCGCUAGCUUAUCGUGUUGUAAGUGUACUAUUUCAUGUCAGUGGAGUCACGCUUCGUGUGCACAAAUGGAGAGUUUAUACAAGCGCAAAAUGUUCGCUUCAAUGCGCAAAACCAAGACCGACCUGUCCAAGAAGAGGCAGAUCGGCUUGCCCGCCUCCAUCCUGGACGACAGUGACGAAGGCUCCUUCUCCUCGUCCUCGUCCUCCAGAUCCCAGUCCGACUUCCACAGUUCCCCGGAGGAGGACAGCGAGCAGGACGAGUGGGAAAGGAGCGACUCCGGGGACACUUCCAGCGACCACAGCCGCUCUGUGAUUCGCAAGAAGCGCUCCUUUCUGGGAGGACAGGACACAUCAUCAUCGUCAUCCUCCUCUUCCAGCACUGCCAGAGAACAGGAUGACGAUGACGACGAUAAUGAUGAAGAUGACGGGGGGAAGACGGGGGAUUCCAGUCAGGUCAAGAGGAUGGUGCAGCCCAGGAAGAGGAGUCGGCUCCAGCGGCAGGAUGAUUCCGACUCGGACCGGGCUGACGAGAAGCGGAAGGAGGCGUCUGAGAAGGCCAAGAGGAGACAGAGACACAACAAGCUGCUGGCGUUGUCCCGGAGGAUGAAGGCCCGUGUUCCCAGGAGAUGGAGCCGCGUCAAACAGGACGAGGAAGAAUCCAAAGAAGCUGAAGAUGAAGUUGAUAGAGAUAAGGAUGGAGGAAAUAAGGCGGAGGCUGAAGCUUCACGUGGAGAUGAAGGAGGGAAGGGAGACGAUGAGGAGAAAGAUGAAGCAGUGGAGAAGCUGUAGAUAGCGCCAUCCAGUCAUCCAUAUACAGUAUGCUCUUAUUUCACCCUUAGCAGUGGAAGUGUGUCCAGUAUUUACUUUGGUCCCGACAGCACUUCAAAGACACACGUGCACUGCUAAUGACUUUGUCAGGAGCAUCGUGAAGAACACAAUCAUCACAAGAUGACACGGAACUGCUGAUCGCAAAGUGGAGCUCCUGGGUGGUCGGAUCAUUAGUAUUAUUUUAUAUUGUGAUUAUGAAUGAGUUGUUUGGGGGUGAAGAAAAUGUUUUUAAUUGAGCCACAUUGCAGUACGAGGGGUUACGAGGAUAGAUUUUGGGAGCAUCUGCAACACUUUUAAACACAUGCUUUUCUUCAAAUGGCUGCUUCAGUGACAUGGUCCCAUCCUAUAUUUACACCUUUUCACACUUACUGUGUGUACCUGGUUAUGUUUCCAGUGUUGGAUUCUCCCACCUCCUCACGUGGAAGUGUCAUAUCAGGAAUUAAUCCCUGCUUUCAAUUUUUACCAGAAAAAAUAACCUCUCACGUCACAGCUUCAGGAAGUCUUUUGGCAGCCAGAAAGUUUAUUUUGGAAUGUAAGAAUUGUGUCCAGUUGUCCCCCGUUUAUGCCGGUUAAUUGGCAUAAUAAGUGAAUUUCCACAAAGUAGGAUUCCGUAUUAAUAAAAGGAAUAUUUUCAUAGUUAUGGCAUAGAAAACGAUCCUCUAAAUACGGUUUCCAACAUUAUUAAAGCCCUCUAGACAUGAAAUAACAGCCGUAUAAUCACUUUUACAUUUGUAUUAUCCAAUAUAGUAAAAUAGGACAUAAAUAGACUUCCUUGUUCAUUUUUCUUGACAGUGUACUUCCUGCAGCAGCUAUUGCCUCAUCAGUGUAUUGCAAUGGCAGCUUUAAAUGGCGUAUAGUAGACAUAAUAAGACUAAAUUAGCCAUUUAAGACGUAAAUAAGACUCCUGCUUGUGUGGGUCAAAGUAAAUGUGGUCCCUAACGGACCUUAGUGGCGGGCGGACAACUGAGUGGAGGACAGAAAGUGACGUCAGAGAUUCAGAGUUGCCUUUUGCUUGUUGUGGGUUAUGGAACGACAGUAGCCCAAUUAUUUUUAUGUUAUUAUUGUGCCUGUGUUGUGAGAUAAUUUAAACCCGCAAUAAAAUCAGAUACAGGUCACAUAUGAGCAAAAACUGACCUGCAAUAGUUCAUUCAUUUAGACACUUUUGUGCUUGACAAUGCUUCAUUUAGGCCAAGAAUACGUAUAAUUUGCUUAAAUAUGAAUAUUUGUUUGUACCAAUAAUAGGCCCUAUUCAAACACAAAACAGUGCUAAUUUAUGAAGUCAUUCAUUUUUUGAGUGAGGGGAGGUUGCCAUGUUCAAACAGGGACUACUGUAUUUAAUCCAGAGUUUAGUGGGAAGAUUUUUUUCGUUUUUCAGGGAGCUGAAGACCUACUUCACGGUCACUGCUCAUCGGCCCUUGUCCCUCCACGAACAGUAGUAUCACAAACCAAUUCUCCAAUAUCCUGUUUGUCUUAGCUGUUCGCUGAUCACCAUUAGCACCUAAGCAGACCGCCGACCAAUCACAACAGAGGAGGCGUGGUCAGGGGAAGAGAGGAAUGCAGAUUUAGGCUGUGUGAAAGUCUCAUCAGGAAUGGUGGAUGUGGCCAAAAAAACGUGAUAUGUUAUAAUUCCAUCGGCAACACAUUUGUCUCCGUGUAUUGGAGUAAAAAACGGAAAAGUGUUCACAGGAAUCUGAAUGAAAUAUUGUUUGAUAUUUAUGACAACAACGAAUGCUUAGGACUGUGAGGCCAAUUCAUGAUGAUGAGGACUUUGGUUUGGUCAAUGUUUUCUGACUGAUUUGAGUGUUGCACACAUUCAUGAUGUAAAUGUUUUCUUUUUACUGUGUAAGAAGUAACUUGUGUAAAAUGUAACACACCAACCAACUGCUUCCUUUUCUUCUGAAAUAUGCUGCUUUAAAAAAAAUCAUUAUGACCUCGUCUUUCUUUUAAUGAUGUUGUGUGCUAAAAACGAUACUUUUGCCCAAUAGCCACAAACAUUAUAAGACUCAUAUCGAGCCAUCUCAGAUGUUUUUGGUUCAAGCAGCAGCUUAAAAAAAAACACAGUGGAGGCCUUGAGUCUUUUAUUCAACAUGUCCACAGUGUUGUGUGUUUGCGUGAUUUUCUUGGCUUUUCUUCUUGAUGAAACUUUGAAAGGCAGCCAGCUUCAUGAUUAAUAAACCUUUUGCUCUA